CAGUUAAAGCCAGUGGUAACGUGACUGAUCCGGAAAUGCAGCCACGUCGCCAGGAGAAUCAGGAAGAUAUUUAUUAAUUUCACUUUACACCAGUUUUUUGUUCAACGACUGCAAAAAUGGCUGAGUUUGAGGAGGUAACCCAGAAGUCUGCUCACCACCCCAAACCUGUAGGGCUGGUUCUACAGUAUGGCACAGCAGGGUUCCGGACCUGUGCUAAGAAGCUAGAUCACAUCAUGUUCCGAAUGGGUUUACUGGCCACGCUCCGCUCCAAGAAGACUAAGGCUACCAUUGGGGUCAUGGUCACAGCCUCACACAACCCUGAGGAGGACAACGGGGUGAAGCUGGUUGACCCCAUGGGGGAGAUGGUGACCCCCGCAUGGGAGGGCUAUGCCACCGAGCUAGCCAACGCCGAGCAGGAGGGGCUUCUCCCCACUCUGAAGGACCUAAUCGAGAGAGAGGCCAUCGACAUGGCCCAGGAAGCCAACGUGUUUGUGGGCAAAGACACCAGGUGCAGCAGUGAGAGCCUGUCCAAGGCAGUAAUGGAUGGGGUCUGUGCGCUUGGAGGACACUGUAAAGACAAUGGCUUGGUGACCACUCCUCAGCUGCACUACCUGGUGUGCUGUCAGAACACCCAGGGUCGCUAUGGCGAAGCCACAAUCAAAGGUUACUACCAGAAACUCUCCCAGGCUUUCAUCCAGCUCACUAAAAACGUGCCUAACCGUACAGAUGACCAGAAGACCCUGCUGGUGGACGGGGCUAAUGGUAUUGGUGCUCUGAAGGUAUCUGAGAUGGAGACCUACCUGAAGAAAGAGCUGCAGCUAUCCCUCUUUAACGACGGCUCCAGUGGCAAACUCAACCACCUGUGUGGUGCAGACUUUGUCAAAGUACAGCAGAGAGCUCCUAAAGGUGUGGAAAUUAGUGCUGGGGAGCGUUGCUGUUCGUACGACGGAGAUGCUGAUCGUAUUGUGUAUUACUACACCGACUCAGCCAGUCGAUUCCACCUCCUCGACGGAGACAAAAUCGCCACCCUCAUCAGCACAUACCUCAAAGACCUGCUUACACAGGCUGGCCUUGACCUGCAGAUAGCUGUGGUACAGACAGCAUAUGCUAACGGCAGCUCUACGCGCUACCUUGAAGAUGUCAUGAAGGUGAUAGUCAGGUGCACCAAGACUGGAGUUAAACACCUGCAUCACGCAGCCCAGGAGUUUGACAUUGGGAUUUAUUUUGAGGCCAACGGACAUGGGACUGUCCUUUUCAGUAAACUGGCAGAGGAGAAGAUCCAGCAGCUAGCCCGGGACUCCAACGCCAACGACGAGAGGAAGAGGGCCGCGUUCACACUGCACAACACGAUCAACCUCAUCAACCAGACAGUCGGGGAUGCCAUGUCUGACAUGCUGCUGAUCGAGGCUGUGUUAGCCAUCAGGGGGAUGACAGUGCAGCAGUGGGACGCCAUCUACACGGAUCUGCCCAACAGGCAGCUCAAAGUCAAGGUGGCAGACCGGCGGGUGAUCGACACCACCGAUGCCGAGAGGAGGACUGUGCGUCCAGAGGGGCUGCAGGAAGCCAUAGACCUGCUGGUGAAGAAGUACAGACGGGCGCGCUCAUUCGUGCGGCCGUCUGGCACAGAGGAUGUGGUCCGAGUGUACGCCGAGGCUGACACACAGGAGAGCGCUGAUGCCCUGGCACAUGAAGUUAGCCUGGCAGUGCACCAGCUUGCAGGAGGAGUGGGAGAGGAACCCAAACCUUUAUAAACACACUGUGCGAUUUGUAAGAUCGAUUAGUCCUAUGAUUCUUUCACAUUCCUUUAAAGACAAAUUCCUGAACCAUGACUGUACCUAAAGUUUCUAUUCUUGUGCCAAAUGGUUUUAUACUGGACACUGCCUUUAAUACUUUAAGACCUUUCUGUGAGUCUUUGCAAUGGGAUUAGUUUCAGACAAUGUGAAGUCAAGAGAAUCACUGUUUUGGAAGGUGACUGGAGCAUAUUCUAAUUAUGGUUGAACCUGUAAUCCUUUUUUUUUUUUUUUUUUAACCCAGCCAUAACCCUGUCAAUUAAGUGGUUUUGGGUGAUCCUCAUGUAAUUAUGUAAAUGUUGAUUUGUUGCACUGUUUGGAAUGGACCUGAACUGGAAAAACUGCUGCUAUGAAAUUGUUUACCACCAUGUAACUAGGAAAACAGAAAUUGACAUAUUACUGAUGCGGUUUGAUUUUAACAUAACAUAUUUUUGGAAAUCAUCACAUUUGCUUCAGAGUUGCUUUGCUGAUAGAUUUUAUUAUUGGUUGCUUGUAGAUAGAGAUGGUUCUCAGACACACAGGGAGCUCAAGCUUAUGGAAAGGCAGUGUGAGGCUCAGAAAGGAAUUUAGUGCAGACAGAGACACUUUGAAGGAGACCAGAGGAACCUUGGGCAUUAACUAUCCUAGGGGCCUGAGAAGGGCUCCAAGGAAGGAAGGGCUUAGCAUUUAAUCCUAAGGUGGUUUUGGAGCAGCGUUUCUUGGCAUCCAGCUCUACUCCUCAUCUAUGUAGUCAGCAGCCCCAGAGAUGAUAAUGGUGCGUUCCUGUGUGUCUCUCUCAUACGUGUCUGCGUCGGUUUUAACUGUUCUGAGAAAAAAUGGGAAAACGAUAGGAAAAGGGGGGGGGGCAGGUUGAAAAAGACGGUUGGUGACAUGCAAUUGCAUACGAAUGUGAUAGACUAUAUGCAUAUCGUUUUAGGGGGGGGAUAUUAUGAGUAAUUUGAAUGACAUCUUCCAGCAUGAUUUAAGUUGAUGACUCCAGCUUGCUCUACCUCAUGAGAACAGUCUUCCGCUCCGUCAUCUCCACUGACUGUUCAUCAUAGCUUUCUGUCUUGCUUCCUGACAAUAUCGCCUCCGCCCCUCUGUCUGGGGCCUCUUUGGUUUUUCUGCUGUCGUCGUCAGAGGUGGAGCUAGCGCCCAUCCUAGCACUGAUGACCAUGCCUCCUCUCCCCAGGGACAUGGUCUGGACCAGGGUGCUGAGACGGAUGUCCUCGCCCUCAAUGAGCGCCCUGACAAAUUAACCACAGAGAAGACGUGAGCUAUGUACAUUACAAGUACGGCAGACCACAUAACAAAAGCUUUGCAGUCUCUUUCUGUCUCCUGUUUUUAAUCAAUUCCAGGAAGCUGACAAACUCAAAAGUGAUGAAAGCAAACAACGAGCAGAAUCUGGUUUCACAUGUCAUUUUUUUUCUUCAACAAGAGCAAAUAAGUCAUACAAAAGGCCUGUUUAGACUGUACAGGAGUUUGUCACCUGUAGGUGGUGAUCUCCAUCUCCAGGGCCAUCUUUACGUUGAGCAGCUCCUGGUACUCCCUCAGAAGCAAAGCUAUCUUCUCCUUCAUCAUCUUCAGUUCCAGC
Messenger RNA from Esox lucius (northern pike), 3363 nucleotides. It is a transcript of the gene pgm3, whose product is annotated as phosphoglucomutase 3. The record is from RefSeq and is a predicted model, not a curated record. Gene Ontology annotation, biological process: hemopoiesis; UDP-N-acetylglucosamine biosynthetic process; carbohydrate metabolic process. The transcript is spliced from 13 exons. Gene Ontology annotation, molecular function: phosphoacetylglucosamine mutase activity; magnesium ion binding. Bases 117 to 1751 code for a protein of 544 amino acids. Lineage: Eukaryota; Metazoa; Chordata; Actinopteri; Esociformes; Esocidae.